Bipolaris maydis ATCC 48331 is the source of this 948-nucleotide messenger RNA. RefSeq lists its product as uncharacterized. NCBI's taxonomy places the organism in Eukaryota, Fungi, Ascomycota, Dothideomycetes, Pleosporales, Pleosporaceae. The record is from RefSeq and is a predicted model, not a curated record.
GCCUUAUUGCAGUCAUCUAGUAUAUUCCGAGCCUCCAUCCCCGCAAAAAUGAGUAAAAUCCCUCCAAAUAUCACGGCAAGGGAAGCUGAGCAACACUGGUGGAUGUCUUCGCCCUCGGGCCGCGGAACAGCUGGUAUUCUAAGCUCUUGCCUAACCACCAUUCUUCUCUGCUGCUGGAACGCCGUUUGCCCAAAUGUUCCCGCACUGUCAGACUCGAAAUGGGACCAAUUUCACGACAAGGUCACGCUUGCUAUGAUUGCAUUUCUUGGGCCAGAGUUUCUGCUUGGGCUUGCCGCGGGCCAAUAUAGUUCAGCGAAGCGCUCGGCGAAGGCUUUCCAGAAAGCAAAGAUCAAAGACUGGAGCCUUACAUAUGCCUUCUAUGCAGACAUGGGUGGUAUGCUUCUAAAAAUCAAGUCUCGCAACAAUGGUCAGGAAUAUGACUUGGUAUUCCCUGUCAACUCAAAACAAGUUCUGUAUCUCAAAAACAAAGGCCAUAUAGACUGGCCGUGCGUUGAGGUGAGAGAUAUCGAUGACAAGAACAAGACGGAUGGUCUGGCUAGGCUGAUUACUGUUGUUCAGGCUAUCUGGUUCUUCGCAAAUACUAUUGCGCGUGCUUUUCAGGGCCUCGCAAUAACUACACUAGAGCUGACAGCAUUGUCGUUUGUUGUGAUCAUGUUCGGGACAUCCAUCUGUUGGAUACACAAACCAGCAGACGUUACAGUACCCACAAUUCUCCAAAGCUGUGUGACGCUUGAGCAUAUCCAUCUCGAUGCAAGUAAUGGCUUGUUGAAUUGCCAGUGGUUCCACACCCCUCUUGAUUUUGCAGAGCGGGAAGAGUGCGAGCUAAGCAAACUAUGGGCAUACUAUAAUUAUAUGCUAAGGAUCCUACAUCUACCGGUAUACUCUCAUCCAGUAACUGUUCAUGCUCACGUGACGGCCUCUUCAUAG